AUGUCGCUUAUAACAAUGCCCAUAAAUGACAAUGGAAAUAAACAACCAGGGUCUCAACCUUUAGAAAAGGAUGAUCAAUAAUUGAUAAAAAGACAAUACAAAAUGAUAUCAAAGGAAAAAAAGAAAUAGUUGAUUCAAACUGUUCUUCAGUAGAAAUGCAAAAUUAAAAGAGUACUCUAUAUUAUAAUACCUCCUUUAGAUUGCCAAGGAUCUUAAGAUCAAUUAUGCUACUGCUAAAACUAUCCUACAUAAUUACAGAAAAAAAAAUAUUUAAUUUGAACAAAAUGAACAGUUUAAACAAGCAUCCUACUCAAAUAUAAAAAAAUUCUCUAAAUUGAAUCUCAAAAUCGUACUUGAUGAUAAAGUGGUAAAAGAAUAAGAAUACCUCAUUACAACACUUUGA
Paramecium octaurelia is the source of this 403-nucleotide messenger RNA. The record is from the annotation of a GenBank genome assembly. NCBI's taxonomy places the organism in Eukaryota, Ciliophora, Oligohymenophorea, Peniculida, Parameciidae.